This is a messenger RNA of Babesia bovis T2Bo, 2463 nucleotides long. Its product is annotated as Ribosomal protein S5 N-terminal domain family protein. Gene Ontology annotation, molecular function: RNA binding; structural constituent of ribosome. NCBI's taxonomy places the organism in Eukaryota, Apicomplexa, Aconoidasida, Piroplasmida, Babesiidae. The transcript is spliced from 7 exons. The coding region runs from base 69 to 2405 and encodes 778 amino acids. Gene Ontology annotation, cellular component: ribosome. The record is from RefSeq and is a predicted model, not a curated record. Gene Ontology annotation, biological process: translation.
UUUAUGUGUGAAGAAUAUGUACUAUUUUGCCAGUUAGUAUGCCAUCGCGCGGGGUGUAGUUGCUACUCAUGAUUCGUGUAUGUCGUUGUUUCCUUGCAGCUCGUGGUCACGUUCAGCGUGUACUUCGACGUCAGCAAGGGCCCUAUCAUCUACGUUACGACCGCUUAUUGGCAGAUCAGCGUGAGCGUAUGGGCGCUACUUUACGUAACAUUCGUUAUGAGAAGUGUGCUGUUGCCAAGGAACUGAGUAACGUCCAUGCUGAGUUGGCAUCGCUAUUUAAUCCAGAUCGUGCUCAGCAACUGUUGAGUGAAGAUGCAUCGAGCACAAUUGGUGACACGACUGCUCGAAUCGACCAACGUGACGAUAUCAACGAGGCAUAUCGCAUAUAUCGGUUAAUUCGUCCAGAAGCUCCCAAUUUUUUUGAGGAGCAGUCAUUUAUUGGCAUGAAGGAUCGUAUGGACAGGACACUUGAGGAGAACCAAACCGAGUGUUUCACUGAGUUGGUGCCUGUUGACUCCAGCUUGGACACUAGUUGUAUAUCGGACCCUUUAUUUACUGAUGAAGACUAUGCAUCUGCUAUGUAUGCAUUGAUGCACUCCAUUUCCACUGACAUCGCAAGACUAUGUUCACAUCUUGGUGCGCACUCGAGCACACCGCAACCUGGUGACCAUUAUGACCGUUUAUGUGAAUUCCUGGGUCUUAAGCGUGACGGCAGCAAUGUGGAUCACUGGUCUGGUACGGUGUGGCCGAGUAUUAAACCGCUGCUUGCUCCUGAAUUAGAGGGCAUAGACUCCAGUGAAAUAUCAACUUGGUUAAGCGCUCAUUUAGAGCGCGUAGGUCACAAUCGUGCUAUUAUAGGUCGUUCUGAAACCUCCGAGUGGUAUGACAUAAAACGUGACUUGCCUUAUGAUGGACUUCCAUAUCCCGAGCGCCUUUUAGAUGAGCGUCGAGUGGGAUACCCAUUGGAUCGUGCUUGUGAUUACCUCUUGGGCCUUCUCCAGCUCUUACAUCCCACUGUAACUGCUGGAGUAACUCGAGUGAUGCUUGAUGAUCUACUAGACUCUUUACGUAAAAUAGGCCUCAAGGACUGGUUUGGUUUACGUAAUCGCAGUAUAGUUUCUACAUUUUUUGGGGAAUCACAGGAUAUUUCUACUGUAGAUUCAUCUUCAGGGUCUGGUGCUAUGUUUCCUGUUAACAUUGAUACUUGUGUGAAGUUGCUCGGUAUCUUUGCUCAUGGUCGUGAACAUGAGUUAGACGCUGACUACUGGUCUCCAUCAGCAGUGUUCAUGCGUGCUGGUAUACUGCCUUCUUCCCAAUGCGCCACUGACACACCAAUGCGCCUGGAAGCUUCGGAACCCGUUUUAUCGCAGAGUGACCUUGAGUUUAUAGUUUCCAUGUACUCCUCCCGGGUUUCUACUAUAACUCGUGACCAAGCCGUUCGCGACUGCAAUCGUGUAUUCGAUCGUAUGAUAGAGGAGGAGUUGGAAUUCCAGAGUAGUGUGGGUGCUGGCACCGUAGAGAAUAACACUAUCAGUUACAAGGUACCUGCUGGUGCCCAAUUCGACCCCAAGCGCAACUAUUAUGUACGUACUAAGGAGGGCAUUGACCCUACUCUUAAGUUGGACAACUUGCGUUCCUGCGUUCUUGAACGCCGUCGCAUGCGUACCAUGACUAAGGAGGGUCGCGUCUACUUUUUGCGUAUUAUAGUUGCUGUUGGUGACGGUCGUGGUUAUUUUGGCACAGGUGUUGGUUUUGGCAAUGACGUCGGUACUGCGCGUGCCAGUGCAGUUCAGCAGGCUCUGCGUAACAUGUACUUCAUUGACUAUGAUCCUAAGGAGCCUUUGACCACACCAGUUUUAGGUCAGGAGUAUGGCUGUCGUGUUUAUAUUAAACCCCGUAAGAUGGGUUCUGGUAUUCGUACUAAUAGGAAGUACCUACCUCUGGUAUACCUGAUUGGUCUUGACAACUGUAGAGUUACAUUCCAUGGUCGUAAAUCCUGGUUAACUCGUGCUAAGGCUUUGCGCAAGGCCCUGGAGCAGAUUUAUUCCCGUAGGACUAUGUGCAAUGCAACUGGUCAGCGUUACGUGUAUAUUGGCAGCCCUGGUGACCAUACGGUCCACUGGCCUGAUAACUGGUUCAUGCCUAUCUCCAAGGAAUACAAGGCUAAGACUGAGGGGUUAAAGAACUUGAAGCGUGUACACUUCCGUCGUCAUUUACGUCGUGUUGUAUUACCUGAGGAGGUGAUUCCUGAGGUUCCUAGUUAUUCUGCUCAUAAAUUCAGGUCACCUCUUGAGGUACUUGAGCAGGAGCGUGUUAGGUCUAAAUGGAUUUCUACAUCAGUUCCCAAGGCUCCUAGGUCUAACGCUACUGAGCAAUUACCUGUAGCCCAGGAGACUGCAGUUUAAUACGUUAUAUCUAAAUGUAACGUCCAUGCAUUAUAUCACUGCUUGAUGAUAGCAGUCC